Molecule: messenger RNA, 2562 nt
Organism: Dipodomys ordii (Ord's kangaroo rat)
Lineage: Eukaryota; Metazoa; Chordata; Mammalia; Rodentia; Heteromyidae
Gene: Thoc5
Product: THO complex 5
Exons: 19
Coding region: 75-1898 (607 amino acids)
Biological process (GO): mRNA export from nucleus; positive regulation of DNA-templated transcription, elongation
Cellular component (GO): THO complex part of transcription export complex
Molecular function (GO): mRNA binding
Source: RefSeq, a predicted model, not a curated record
AAGUGAGUCGCCCCGCUGCCGGAAGUCGCGCGCGCGCGCCGGGAAAUCGGAUUCUGUGACUUCUAGGGACAGCCAUGUCAUCAGAAUCCAGCAAAAAACGGAAACCCAAAGUGAUUCGAAGCGAUGGAGCUCCAACUGAAGGAAAAAGAAGUCGAUCUGACAUUGAGCAGGAAGGUAAAUACUAUAGUGAGGAGGCUGAGGUGGACCUGCGGGACCCUGGGAGAGACUAUGAGCUGUACAAGUACACAUGUCAGGAGCUGCAAAGGCUGAUGGCCGAGAUCCAGGACCUGAAAAGCAGGGGCGGCAAGGAUGUGGCAAUUGAAAUUGAAGAACGGAAAAUCCAGAGCUGUGUGCAUUUCAUGACUCUAAAGAAGCUUAACCGAUUGGCCCACAUCAGGUUGAAGAAAGGAAGAGAUCAGACCCACGAGGCUAAGCAGAAGGUAGAUGCCUACCACCUGCAGCUACAGAACUUGCUGUAUGAGGUGAUGCACCUACAGAAGGAGAUCACCAAAUGUUUGGAGUUCAAGUCUAAGCAUGAAGAAAUCGAUCUGGUUACUUUAGAGGAAUUUUAUGAAGAGGCUCCACCAGACAUCAGCAAGGUUGAAGUCACCACAGGAGACCCUCACCAGCAGACCCUGGCACGUCUGGACUGGGAGUUGGAGCAGCGGAAAAGGCUGGCAGAGAAGUACCGAGAGUGCCUGUCCAGCAAAGAGAAGAUCCUGAAGGAGAUAGAGGUGAAGAAGGAGUACCUGAGCAGCCUCCAGCCUCGCCUCAAUAGCAUCAUGCAGGCUUCCCUCCCGGUGCAGGAGUACCUAUUUAUGCCUUUUGACCAAGCUCACAAGCAGUAUGAGACCGCCAGGCAUCUGCCGCCACCCCUCUAUGUACUCUUUGUCCAGGCCACUGCAUAUGGGCAGGCCUGUGAUAAGACCUUGUCUGUGGCAAUUGAAGGCAGUGUGGAUGAAGCCAAGGCUCUAUUCAAGUCCUCUGAGGACUCCCAAGAUGAUGAGAGCGACUCAGAUGCUGAGGAGGAACAGACCACGAAACGGCGGCGACCCACACUGGGGGUUCAGCUGGAUGACAAGCGCAAGGAGAUGCUGAAGAGACACCCGCUGUCUGUCGUGCUUGACCUAAAGUGCAAAGAUGACAGCGUGCUCCACCUGACCUUCUACUAUCUUAUGAACCUCAACAUUGUGACAGUGAAAGCCAAAGUGACAACUGCCACAGAGCUGAUCACGCCCAUCAGUGCAGGGGAUUUGCUGUCGCCUGACUUGGUGCUGAGCUGUUUGUAUCCUGGGGAUCAUGGAAAGAAAACUCCAAAUCCAGCCAAUCAGUAUCAGUUUGAUAAAGUUGGCAUCCUGACUUUAAGAGACUAUGUACUUGACUUAGGUCACCCCUAUUUGUGGGUACAGAAGCUUGGUGGCCUCCACUUCCCUAAAGAGCAGCCCCAGCAUACGGUGAUCGCUGACCACUGGCAGAGCGCCAGCCACAUGGAGACCACCAUGAAACUGCUGAAGACCAGAGUGCAGUCCCGCCUGGCCCUCCACAAGCAAUUUGCAUCCCUGGAACACGGCAUUGUGCCUGUUACCAGCGAUUGCCAGUACCUCUUUCCUGCCAAGGUUGUCUCUCGUCUAGUUAAGUGGAUGACGAUGGCCCAUGAGGAUUACACGGAGCUGCAUUUUACCAAGAACAUUGUGGAGGCAGGCCUGGCUGGGGACACCAAUCUCUACUACAUGGCACUUAUUGAGAGGGGCACAGCCAAACUCCAGGCCGCUGUGGUGCUGAACCCGGGAUACUCCUCCAUCCCACCCAUUUUCCAGCUCUGUCUGAACUGGAAAGGAGAGAAGACUAACAGCAACGAUGACAACAUCCGGGGGUCCAAGCAGGAUGAAGCCGUUUAAAUAUAACCAUCCUCAGGGAUUCUUCAGCCAUCGUUGACCUCCUAUCCAGCCUGUUCUCCCUCAACAUCCUGCCCUGAGUCCUGGGCCUCUGCUCUCUUCUCUGGCCGUGUGUGAUCCUGGAGAUUCUCCAAAAACACUAGCUAAUUAAACUGGCACCAAAUGGCCUUUGUCUGAGGCAGUUUUAUAAUCUGGAAGGGCACAUGGGAGCCAGGGUGAAAGAACAUUUGUGGGUAGGCUUUUUAAAGGUGUCCCAAAAAAGCAAAAUGCAAAGGAAUUUGGAUUCUGCAGAGACAUGCCACCCACUUUUCCACAUAUGCCUUGCUUUUACUUUGGUGGGGUAGGGUGAGGGGGUCCCAUUAUCUUGGUAUUUCUUCUCCUAAGUCACUGCUAGUAGGAGGUUGCAGGAAAAAAUCAGUCAGCAGAGCCAAAAAACUUCUAUAUCCUUCCACCUAUCCAGUUAUUGUCUCUAAUGGCCAGAGUUUCUGAUCAUUGGAUGGUUUUAUGGUAGUAGUGGUUGUGUUUUGCUUUUGAUGAACUGAAGUCCUUGUGUUGGCUAAGCAGGUGAUCUACUCAAACCAUACCUCUAGUAUCCAUGUUUUAAAAGCCUGUCUGUGGGCUGGGAAAGUGGCUUAGUGGUAGAGUGCUUGCCUAGCAUGCAUGAAGC